AUGAGAGUUAAGAAGCCUACAUCGAAGAGAACAACCACCCGGAUGAGGGAAGGUAUAAAAAAAAAGGCCAAUGCUCAACAAAGAAAGAAUAGAAAAAACGCCAAGAAGGAUGUGACUUGGAAAUCCCGUGUUAAGAAGGAUCCAGGUAUCCCAGCCAGUUUCCCAUAUAAACAUAGAAUUAUUGAAGAAUUAGAAGAUCAAAGACGAGUAGAACGUGAAAAGAGAGAAGAAUUGAAAUUACAAAAACAACUUGAAAGGGAAGAAGCCUUGGCUAGAGGUGAAGCCAUCGAUGAUGAUAUGGAAGAUGAUGAAGAAGAAGAUGGUCAAGGUGGUUUAGCUGCAUUAUUAGAGUCUGCUCAACAAGCCGCUAAACAAUAUGAUGGAGAUGAUGAUGAAGAUGAAGAUGGAAUGGAAGAUGAGGAUGAUGAAGAUGUCGAAUACGAUAUUGAAAUCGAAGAUGAUGAAGAUAAUUCUGAAAUCGAUAAAUCCCGUAAAGCAUAUGAUAAAAUUUUUAAAACUGUAGUUGAAGCAGCAGAUGUCAUUUUAUAUGUAUUGGAUGCUAGAGAUCCAGAAUCUACUAGAUCCAGAAAAGUUGAACAAGCCGUAUUACAAAAUCCAGGUAAAAGAUUGAUUUUAGUAUUAAAUAAAGUUGAUUUAAUUCCUACCAAUGUAUUAAACCAAUGGCUCAAUUUCUUAAAAUCAUCAUUCCCUACUGUUCCAAUCAAAGCAUCACCAGGAGCUCCAAGUGCUAACUCCUUUAAUAAAAAUUUAACUUCAUCAAUGACUGCUACCUCUUUAUUACAAGCAUUAAAGAGUUAUGCUGCUAAAUCAAACUUAAAAAGAUCAAUUAUAGUUGGUGUUAUUGGAUAUCCAAAUGUUGGAAAAUCUUCUAUAAUAAAUGCCUUAACUAAUAGACACGGUAAUAAUUCUAAAGCAUGUCCAGUUGGUAAUCAAGCUGGUGUAACUACUUCAAUGAGAGAAGUUAAAGUUGAUAAUAAAUUGAAAGUAUUAGAUUCUCCAGGUAUAGUAUUCCCCGAUGAAAUCAUUAAUACUAAAAAAUUAUCAAAAGUUCAGCAACAAGCUAAAUUAGCUUUAUUAUCAGCUCUUCCACCUAAACAAAUAAUUGAUCCAAUUCCUGCUAUACAUUUAUUAUUAAAGAAACUUUCAAAAGAUACUGAAAUGGCUGAUGGAUUAAAAUCUUAUUAUCAAUUACCAGCUUUACCAUCAGCAGAUUUAAAUGAAUUUGCUAAACAAUUUUUAAUUCAUAUAGCUAGAAGUAGAGGUAGAUUAGGUAAAGGUGGUAUUCCUAAUUUAGAAGCUGCUGCAUUAUCAGUUUUGGCUGAUUGGAGAGAUGGUAGAAUUAUUGGUUGGACUUUACCAAAGGCUUCUAAAGCUACUGCUGAUAAGGCCUUAGAAGAUUAUAAUGCUGAUGCACCAAAGAGUUCUUUAAGAGGUGAUAAAGAACCUCCAAAAGUUGAACAAACUACUAUUGUCAAUACCUGGGCCAAAGAAUUCGAUCUUGAUGGUUUAUUAGGUGACAAUUUUGGUCUUGAAGCUUAA
Messenger RNA from Scheffersomyces amazonensis, 1560 nucleotides. Its product is annotated as RNA-binding GTPase. Lineage: Eukaryota; Fungi; Ascomycota; Pichiomycetes; Serinales; Debaryomycetaceae. The transcript has a single exon. The record is from RefSeq and is a predicted model, not a curated record. Gene Ontology annotation, molecular function: GTP binding. The coding region runs from base 1 to 1560 and encodes 519 amino acids. Gene Ontology annotation, cellular component: nucleolus.